AUGUUUACGAAAACUACUCUCUUCGUCUUUUCCCUGCUUCUUGCAUUUUUUGCUGUUAAUGCUACCGCGGAAGGCGUCCAGAAGCGCCAGGUCGACAGCGUCAUCAAUUCCAUAACCUCAGACAUAGGUUCAGUUGCCUCUCAGGCUACUGCCGGAGCUGCGUCUGUCUUCAGCGAUGUAACGUCGUUUGGUGGGAGUAUUGCAACUAUUGUCACAUCCGCUGGAGGAGAGGCUUUCACCAUCGUGACUUCUGAGGGGGGCAAGGGCAUUACUCUCGCCACGAGUGGUUUCGGCGUAGUCACGACCUUCGCGGGCUCGGUCUACACUGAGGCAACUGGAGCUGGUGGCUCUGCUCUCACAGGCUCACCUACCUCUACCUCCGGCGCACAAACCUUUACAUUCUCCAUGCCGCUGCUCACUGGACUUGCUGUCGUGCUCAGCGGUGUCUUCGCCGGUGCAUGGGUGACACUCUAA
Messenger RNA from Sparassis crispa, 474 nucleotides. RefSeq lists its product as hypothetical. Bases 1 to 474 code for a protein of 157 amino acids. The transcript is spliced from 5 exons. The record is from RefSeq and is a predicted model, not a curated record. NCBI's taxonomy places the organism in Eukaryota, Fungi, Basidiomycota, Agaricomycetes, Polyporales, Sparassidaceae.